AUGAGCGAGUUUCCGAUGAUAGCGAUCGGCAGGGAGGAGCUGCUGCUCGACAUCGACGAUUCGAGACGCGACAGGGAGGAGGAUGGCACCGAGCGAUCUCACGGCUUCCACCUGGUCCGGUCCAAGUGGGACCCUUACCCCUGGAUCGGACCGGUCGAGAAGUCCAGCAGCGCCGACGUGGCCGGACUCAGAUCGGGCGAUUGCCUCUUGGGAGUCGACGGUCGCGACGUCUUGGGUCUCGAGAUGAGCGACAUAGGCCAUCUGAUCGGUAAAAACGAUCGGGUUAAUCUGAGCGUUUGGCGACGUCCAGGCAGCUCCAACGAGCCGAAUCUCGCUCGUUUCAGCGACGCCGAGCAAUCGCAGCAUCAGCAGGCCUCUGUGCUGAUGGAAGGGCCGCUGCCCGAGGUAGCCCAGAAGCUCGCGCGCGCCGUCUCCGGCAUCGUCAAAGCCCUCGAGUGUCCGGUGUGCCUGGAAAGCUCCUCGCCGCCCGUCUCCCAGUGCGUCCACGGCCACCUGCUCUGCUACGGCUGCCGCCUCAAAACGGACCGCUGCCCCGUCUGUCGGGUCCGCCUCGGCCGGGGCAGGUGUCUGCUCGCCGACAAAGUCCAUCGGCUGCUGAGCCAAGAGCUCGUUGGCGAUCGGGAGACUCGUUCGCUGCGCGACUGCAUCUUUGGGGCGCCGCCAGCUGUAACCGAUCAUUGCCCGCGUGGAAUCAACGACGAUCGGCGCCUCGCCAAAAAGCCCAGAGUCAAGCGACUGCUGGAAAAGCUCCUGUUGACCUCGUCCUCCUCGCGAGCGAUGGAAGCCGAAGCCGAGCUACUUACCGGAUCGACCGAGAGCAUCGACGGCUCCGCCGCUUCUUCGGUCGAUGGCAAUAUGCUCUACGGCAGAAGGUGGCUGCUCAAGCUGUACGACAGACGAAAAUCGGCCAGCACCGGUGAACUCGAUCGCAACAGCGUCGAUGCUGACCUCGAGACUGCCGGGAGUAACAAGACGAGCUUCACCGACUUGACGUUCAAAAGUGCAGCCGCUAGCUCUCUGCUUUGCGUGCCGCAGAUGUCUUAUUGGGGAGCUUCGACCGAGUCGAUGACCGCUUCCCGAAUUUCCUGUCCUCUCUCCUUGCUUGGACGAUGUCACCAGGUGCUCGAUUCCUCGAAUUUCAUGGAACACCUCGAAGACCAACACGACGGUCCGAUCGUGCAUUUUUACAAAAGGCGAGUCACCUUACCGUUUCCUUUUCCCUUCCAAGGAGAUGCCAUUUAUGCUUUGCAUCAGAAGGACGAUAUUUUGAUAUUACAGACGCAUGAAGAUAAGAUAUGGAUUGUUAACGCGCAAAUUGACUGUCGGACUAGGUGGGAAUGGAUGCUGCAUGUCACGUCGAUCGAUGGCAACGAAAUUCAUUUGAGAAAAGAAGUGGCUAAUUUACACGAAACUUACCAGCUUAUGUCUCAUCAAGUAGCCUCGAUACCUGAUAAUUUUGUUGUGACUUCCCUCACGGUAUCGCUUAUAGAAGUUAAUUCUAAUGAGGGUUGCGUUAAGGUUUAA
Messenger RNA from Trichogramma pretiosum, 1545 nucleotides. RefSeq lists its product as uncharacterized. NCBI's taxonomy places the organism in Eukaryota, Metazoa, Arthropoda, Insecta, Hymenoptera, Trichogrammatidae. The transcript is spliced from 5 exons. Gene Ontology annotation, cellular component: cytoplasm. Bases 1 to 1545 code for a protein of 514 amino acids. The record is from RefSeq and is a predicted model, not a curated record. Gene Ontology annotation, molecular function: protein binding; ubiquitin protein ligase activity.